Molecule: messenger RNA, 783 nt
Organism: Trypanosoma conorhini
Lineage: Eukaryota; Euglenozoa; Kinetoplastea; Trypanosomatida; Trypanosomatidae
Product: UDP-Gal or UDP-GlcNAc-dependent glycosyltransferase
Exons: 1
Coding region: 1-783 (260 amino acids)
Cellular component (GO): membrane
Molecular function (GO): hexosyltransferase activity
Source: RefSeq, a predicted model, not a curated record
AUGCUUGUGCUGUACGUCCUUGGGCGGCACCCGGCACACGGCUACAACUACUCUGCCGCGCUGCAGGAGGAGGCGGCGCUGUGGAACGACGUGGUCGCGCUGCCGAUGAAUGAGGGCCGUGUGACGACGAACAAGACCAUUAUUGGCCGUGGCAACUGGGGCUCUGAGGCGGAGAUUGGUAUGAGUCGUAAGGUGUACAUGUGGCUUCACUUGGCCCUCCGCACGUUCCCCACCGCCAGCUACCUUGCGAAGGGCGAUGACGACAUGUUCCUCCGUGUGCCGCUCUAUGUGGCCUUCCUGCGCCUUCUGCCGCGCCGGGACAUCUACAUGGGGUAUCAUGUGGGUGUCGGUUUUGUAUGGGGAAAAAUAAGAUUGCCUGGUGUGAACUUCAUGGUGGGCUGGUGCUACACGAUGUCGAGAGGCGUGGCGGAGGCGCUGGUGUCGUACGAGCCGCUGCGGCGCCUGGUCUACCUGCCGUACACCAAGGAGCGGGAGGAGGAGUUUGCCUCGCUACGGCUUCAGCACGAAGACAUCAUGGUUGCGUGGGUUCUGGUGAAUGAGGUGAAGUACACGCCACUGAUUCACGUGAAGGUGCUGGGCUGUCAUUUCCAUGACAGCCGCAACGGCACGGGGCACUCGCAGGUGGUGUCGACCUCCAUGUGUGUCCACCAUGUACAGGAGGACGACUACGCUGCGCUCAUGGCCCGCUUCGGCCACGACACGUCGCCCCCCGCCCGUAUACGACGGGCCUCGGGAGAUACGAUAUACCCGCUGUGCGAUUGA